Molecule: messenger RNA, 204 nt
Organism: Rhizophagus irregularis DAOM 181602=DAOM 197198
Lineage: Eukaryota; Fungi; Glomeromycota; Glomeromycetes; Glomerales; Glomeraceae
Source: RefSeq, a predicted model, not a curated record
AUGGAAAUAUUUAAAGCUCAUUCAGUUAUUUUGCGUGCUAGGUCAUACUAUUUUCGUUCUGCAUUUUCUUCAAAUUGGGCUAAAAAAGAAGGAGAUUUUUAUAUAUUUAAAAAACCAAAUGUAACACCAAUUGUAUUUAAAAUCAUAUUAAAAUAUAUUUACACUGGAACAGUUGUUAAUGUAGAAAAUAAUUUUAUUGAAUAA